UUGUACAAUUUUUAUACUUAUUUUUAUACCAUUUCUUUAUAAUUUUUGACAUCACUCGCUCCUGCACUGACCUUAAUUCAGAAAACUUGAGCAAUGCUGACUUCGCAUGAAAUUUUCGUGGGGCAGUUCAUGAAGAACUCGGAGCGAAGGAGCGUUUACAAGCAAAUCAAGGAUCUAGUGAAGAAAGCUCAGACUGUUGCACAAAAGGAGCUGGAGCAGAGACGCCAGCGACUUCAAGCAAAGUUGGAGCUCGAAGAUAAGUUAUACCAGGAGGAGUUUGCCGAGAAUGUGAAGUCACGUAUCGAUGAGGAUAUUAGGAAACGCAAAGACAACCUCAUUACAAUCAAAAGCGAGCGCGAUCGUCGCGACAAAGAGUUCCUGCAGGAGAUGAAUAUUAAAAGAGAGCUCGAAGAUUGUUACGAAAUACGUGAAGCGUUGACGCGCAGGGAUAUGCUACAAGUAAAGGAGGCGCAGUUAGAGCAAAUUACUGAAAAGCAACGUGCCCUCAUACGGCAGCGUCAGAACGAUGAGUAUUGGAGGAAGGUGUGUGGCCAACCGAUUAAAUCGCGCAAUGCACGCAUCGACGAUUUGCGACACGUGGACAUAUGCACGAAAAGCAAUUUGGCGCUGGAGGUGAAGCAAAAGGCGGAGUUGGCAAAGCUCUAUUACGCAGAGCUGCGGCGUCAAAUGUGCGAGGAGUACGAACGGCGGCUGCGUGAGGCUCAGGAGAUGCGCGAACAAGAGGUAAUCGAAAAUCAAUUUGUACAUCCGGCGAAGUCAAAGGCUGAACUGCUGGCUGAACAGCGUAAAGGACGUGAGGAGCUGGAUCAUCAGCUGGUCGAAAAUGCGCGUUUACACGCCGAGGAGGAGGAAAAGUAUAAUAAACAAUUGGAAUUGGUGGCGGAUGACAGGAACUUUUGCAAAAGAGUGGCGGAGCAAUAUAUCGCUGAUCAAAAGGACCAUCUUCCCACUCAUCCCAACUGGUUAAUAUACCAGUGCCCAAACAAACACUUUGCAGUUAAAUGUGUUUCGCCCGAAAGGCAAGGUCUGAGCAAGUCGGAAGUCAAGCUCGAGCGUGAAGAUGCUUGCAUAGAACCCUGCGGUUGUUUUGCUCGAUCGCCCAAUGAGUGUUCGAAUUACAGUUAUCUGUCGCCGCUAAAGCAUGGACCGAAUGCUGAUCAAAAAUUGCGUAACGCCACUUUGUGUCUGCCGCGGGAGUCAUUGGUGGUUCUUAGAUAAUUUUUUUAGAAAGCCAGUAAAAUAAAUAAAAAACG
Ceratitis capitata (Mediterranean fruit fly) is the source of this 1274-nucleotide messenger RNA. RefSeq names its product trichohyalin-like. The record is from RefSeq and is a predicted model, not a curated record. The transcript has 2 exons. Lineage: Eukaryota; Metazoa; Arthropoda; Insecta; Diptera; Tephritidae. The coding region runs from base 94 to 1239 and encodes 381 amino acids.